This is a messenger RNA of Arctia plantaginis, 2286 nucleotides long. The record is from the annotation of a GenBank genome assembly. Lineage: Eukaryota; Metazoa; Arthropoda; Insecta; Lepidoptera; Erebidae.
AUGGCAGCUAACGCAGAAGCCCAUAGCUCCAUUUAUAUCGACAGUUCAUCAGAUGAUGAGUGCCUAUCUGUUGUAAAACGUAAGGCUGAAACUGAAGAUGUUGAUAAAAAACUUAAACCUGAGGACAGCGACGAAGAGUCCAUAAUGGCCGGAGUACUGGUCACAGUGGAAGUAGAAGAAAUGGAUGACGACUGUCCACUGGAGUUUACCAAAAAUGCGAAACUGAAGAAAAGGCAAAAGAAAAAGCAGCAGCAAUUGAAGACAAAGAAAGGCAGGACCUUUGCUUGCAAUGAUUGUGAUGCAGAAUUUGACACUGCUGGUGCUUUGAAGACACAUUCGUUGGAACACCAAGUCAAAACUAGACAUAAAUGCGAAGUAUGUAGUCGGUACUUCAAGAAAUCCUUUAGCUUAAGAAUGCACGCGCGCGUUCACAUGGAGAAGGUGGAGCCUCAGUGUACCUUGUGCGGACUCAAUUUCAGCCAUAAGACUUAUUUGAGUCGACACAUGGCCAGAGCCCACGAGAGGACACAGGAGUGCCCAAUAUGCAAUGCAAAGUUCCACACAAUAAACCAACUAAAGUACCACACAAAACAAACACAUUCAAAACGAAAACGUGAAGGUUCUACUCCAACACAAAAAUCAACGAGUCCUGCCAAAGCAAUAAAUCAGAGUUCAGAAACUGAACAUCCAGACAACACACAGUCGGACAAAGACGAAGAGACAUAUAGAUUGCAACCGUUUGAUUUGUUCGAUGACGACAAUAGCUCUCUUAAACGAGAAGACCUGACACACCCAACACAGUGUGCCAUCGUCAGCAAGAUGCACAAGGGACGGUCCGUCACAGACAUCUGUAGGUUAUACAAUUUAACUCCGGAGAUUGUCAAUGAAAUCUGGGAAGAUAGAGAGAAGUAUGCCCUGCCUAAGAAGGCUGCUAAACGCACCACCAGGUAUAUGAACAGCAUAUUAGACACCAGAAUAGUGGACUGGUUUCAUGCACAACGGGCCAACCAUGUGCAGGUGUCUGGGAAAAUGCUUCAAGAUAUAGCUGAAGCGUUCGCUAAGGAAUGUGGGUUUGUUGCUUUCAACGGGAGCAAGAAGUGGUUGGAUAGGUUCAAGAAAAGGUAUAAUAUAUCUUUACGAGGUACUCCGUGCAAGAGGGAGUAUACCAAUCAUCAAAUGGAAUCAAAAUGGAAGAACCAUUUCUUUAAAGAACAGUGGAGCGAUGCCAGGUUAGGUAUUCCUGAUGAGGAUAUUUAUACAGCGGAUGAGUUCGGCUUCUAUUACAACCCUUCUAAAGGUCGUAUCAAGAAAUUAGCGGGUAAAAAAUAUAUUCAAGGGUAUGUCCAAGACAGGUUGGCCGUUUUCCUCUGUGCUAAUAUGCCCGGCACGGAUAAAAGGAAGUUACUUGUUUGUGGUACCGAAGACCCGUUGAUACAUUCCUAUAGAGACCCUGAUACUUUGCCUGUUACCUAUAUCAGACAUUCACAGGCUCACUUCACGACACAAAUGUUUGAAGAGUAUGUCAAAUAUUGGAACCGGGAACUCAAAGCGAAGAAUAGAAAAGCCAUCUUAGUUUUGGACAGGGCCACGAUACAUUCUAAGUUACAAUUGUCUCAUUUGAAACUAGUUUUCGUCCCAUGGAAGGCGACAAACGGUCUGAUACCGAUGAAGAACGGUGUCUCGGCCAAAUUUCGUGAAGAAUUUCGCCGUUUGAUAAUAGAAGAUAAAGCUAUGAACGUAUUGAGGGGCGUAGAUAGAAAUUUGACUUGUUUAGAAGCUUUAUAUAUGUUAGAAAAAGCCUGGGAAAGAACUCCUCCUGAAUCCAUAACUAAAAGUUUCGUUGACACAGGAUAUGACGUCACGAUCCCGGAAGACGUUGUUCAAGUUGAAAAGCCUAAAGUUUAUGAAAAUGAUGAAGAAGUUUUGUGCAAUAUGAUGAAAGACUACGAUGUUGAGUCUUAUUAUACAAACGUUUCAAGUUUAGAUCAGUAUUUGACGGUAGACGAAGAAUUAGUCACCGGCCAGGGCACUAACGGUUCUGUCUUCGGAGGUAACCACAAGGUGGUGGAACCUUUACCUCCUGCUGAAAAAGAUAAAGCAGAUCUACUCCCCCUGGCCACUGAGAAGCCGGAGUCUGAUGAAAGGGAGGUGUUAGUCAAGAAGUCACGAGCGUUGCAAGAUUUGGAUAUCGUUAAGAAGUAUUUACAUUCAAAUUCAACGUCUUAUGAAACAUAUUGUUGUUUUAUGGAAAUUGAGAAGUUUGUUAUGCAAACAGUUAUUGGGUAG